Messenger RNA from Aspergillus puulaauensis, 1491 nucleotides. RefSeq names its product allantoate permease family MFS transporter. The record is from RefSeq and is a predicted model, not a curated record. Gene Ontology annotation, biological process: transmembrane transport. NCBI's taxonomy places the organism in Eukaryota, Fungi, Ascomycota, Eurotiomycetes, Eurotiales, Aspergillaceae. Gene Ontology annotation, cellular component: membrane. Gene Ontology annotation, molecular function: transmembrane transporter activity. Bases 1 to 1491 code for a protein of 496 amino acids. The transcript is spliced from 7 exons.
AUGGCGGAUGUGAAAGAAACCAAAGGUCCCGACUUGGACCCAUCUCAGGAGAAGUUUGAUAGUUCUCCGGCGGAAAGCAAUAUCGCAGACGACUAUGCCGAUAUAAACGAAAAAUCGCUUCUUCGAAAACUCGACUACAAGCUCCUUCCUCCAUUGACGAUUCUGUACCUUUUGUCUUUCCUUGAUCGAAGUAAUGUCGGCAACGCUCGUUUGGAAGGGUUGACCGAUGAUGUUGGCAUGACUGGAAACCAAUAUCUUACUGGUUUGACCUUGUAUUUCGUCGGUUAUGUCGUGUUUGAGGUCCCUUGCAAUAUCAUACUGAAGAGGACAACUCCCCGGAUAUGGCUUCCAACGCUCACUCUCAUCUGGGGCAUUGUUGCGACACUUCUUGGUGUUGUAGAAAACUAUGCGGGAUAUCUCACCUCGCGAACAGCUCUUGGUGUUGCCGAAAGUGGUCUAUUUCCCGGUGUCGUUUUCUAUCUAUCUAUGUGGUAUAAGCGAAACGAACAGCACUACCGCGUGGCAUUGUUUUUUAGUGCAGCUUCGCUUGCGGGUGCUUUUGGUGGAAUCCUUGCUUGGGGAAUCGCGCACAUGGAUGGUGUUGGCGGCUACGCUGGUUGGCGGUGGAUUUUCAUCCUGGAAGGGCUACUGACGGUGGUAAUGUCUGUCGUUGCCUACGUUUGGGUCUACAACUAUCCAGCUACCGCAGAAUUCUUGUCAGACAAGGAGCGUAGCUUCAUUACCUUUCGCCUAAAGCACGAUAAUGAUGCGACACGUGAGGAGAAAUUUACUUGGUCUGCUGUUGUAGAUGCUGUCAAAGAUCCCAAGGUCUGGUUGUACGGGCUUGGCUUCCACUCAAUGUCUCUUCCAUUAUACACCCUCUCUCUAUUCCUGCCCACAAUUAUCAAGGAACUUGGUUACAGCGCGGCUAAAGCCCAGCUCCUUACCGUCCCUCCCUAUGCACUCGGGUUUAUAACGACGAUCACCGUCGCUAUCCUUUCUGAACGCACUAGGCGACGGGCACCCUACAUAAUGGGCUCCUCGGCGGUUGCUUGCAUUGGUUAUAUAAUUCUCCUUACUGGGCGCAAACCCGGUGUAUCAUAUCUUGGGACCUUUUUCUGCUGCGCGGGCAUCUAUCCCGCCGUAGCAAUUGUCCUAUCCUGGCCCGCCAACAAUGUCUCUGGCCAGACAAAGCGAGCCAUUGCCAACGCCAUGCAAAUAUCCAUCGGUAACCUCGGUGCUGUCCUUGGAACGCAGUUGUACCGGACGGAAAGCAGUCCUCGAUACUUUGUGGGUCAUGGAUUCGCACUGGGGUAUCUUGUGGCGAACAUAAUCGUCGUAUUCAUCCUGUGGCAGGUACUUAACCGCGAGAAUGCCAAGAAAGCUGAGAUUAGGGAACGUGAAGGUCUCCAGGCACUGAUUGGAGAUAUUGGCGAUACGGAGGGCGAAUUUCAAGGAGACAAGGAUCCUCGAUGGAUCUUCCAGACUUGA